AUGGUUGUCAGUUUAACAGUGCUGAAUUCUAUUGGAGGAUUGCUGAUCUCUAUUGUCAUCAAAUACGCCGACAAUAUUCUGAAGGCAUACGCACAGGUCAGCAUCGCCAUUAUUGGAGCUGCAAUUGGAUCGUGGUUACUGUUCGACUUCAUACCUGGUUUCUUUUUCUCGCUCGGCACCAUCUUGGUAAUGGUGUCAGUAGUCGUGUAUACGAUGUAUCCAUACGAACCGCCUGGAUUCGAUUUUAAUCGAUUUAGCAAUUAUAACUCAAACCUUCUGAUGAUCAAACCUACCAAAAGCGAUGAGCUUUGA
This is a messenger RNA of Cooperia oncophora, 312 nucleotides long. Lineage: Eukaryota; Metazoa; Nematoda; Chromadorea; Rhabditida; Trichostrongylidae. The record is from the annotation of a GenBank genome assembly.